AUGGAUCAUUGGUUAAAAACUGGUAGCGUCAAAAAUCUUAAGGAGUUACCACAGGUUAGUAAUACUAAAUUUCUAGUGCCGGGAAAGAUUAGGAAAUAUUCAGAAGAAUAUUUGUGCCACGGGUUUUCGUUCAUUACGAUUGAUAAUAUAGCUAAACCUGAAUGUGUUAUCUGUGGAGAAAUACUAGCUAAUAGCAGUAUGAAACCUUCACAACUUACUCGUCAUUUGAUUACUAAACAUUCAGAUUUAAAGGACAAAGAUGUCACUUUUUUCAAACGUUUAAUUGAAAAUAAAAAUAAGUAUGCAGUUCAUUGUAUGUUCGGAGAAAAAUAUGUCCAUAAAAUAAAUGGUAUCCCACUAUCAAAUGACACAGUCAGUCGUAGAAUCAAAGACAUUUCUUAUGAUAUUGAGGAGACAAUACUAAAAGACAUCAAUAACAGUGAAUUGUUUUCCAUUCAAGUUGACGAGAGUACUGGUGUAGCACAAUUAGCUGUUUUGUUAGUUAUUGCAAGAUAUAUAAAAAAAAAUGAAAGCGUAGAAGGUCUUUUGCUCUGCCAUCCUCUGACUGGACGCACAACAGGUGCAGAUAUUUUUCAUGCUAUUGAUUCUUACUUCGCCGAAAAAAAAAUAAAGUGGUCACAAUGCUGUGGUUUAAGUACUGAUGGUGGAAAGUCUAUGGCAGGUUGUUACUCUGGUCUUAAGUCUCGUGUUAAGGCAGUAUCCCCACUAAUAAAGUGGACUCAUUGUUGUAUCCAUCGGCAAGCUCUUGCAUCGAAACCUCUUCCUGCAGAUUUGAAGGACGUUCUGGACGAUUCUUGUAAAGUGGUCAAUUUCUUCAAGUCUCGCCACACAAACUCCAGAAUAUUUUCAUUUUUGUGUGAAGACAUGGGAAGUCUUCACAAAACCCUCCUUCUUCAUACUGAGGUUCGAUGGUUAUCACGAGGUAAAGUCCUUACUCGUUUGUUUGAACUUAGGCAUGAAGUUCAAAUGUUUUUUGAAGACCUCCCUUUUCGACUGUCAUCAAAAUUUAACGACCAUGAAUGGCUUCAAAAACUAGCUUACUUAUCCAAUGUUUUUUUGAAAUUUAACAAUCUAAAUUUGACUCUUCGAAACAGUGCAGUGACAAUAUUCCAAGUUAAUGACAAAAUAGAAUCUUUUGUUAAAAAGUUUUGGAAAACGUGUAUUGAGAAUAACCAACCAGAAAUUUUUGAAGCACUGCAUGAUUUUCUCUGUGAAACUGAUAUGAACUUAUCACAAGGCAUCAAACACCAAAUUGUUCAACAUUAG
This is a messenger RNA of Myzus persicae (green peach aphid), 1287 nucleotides long. RefSeq names its product zinc finger BED domain-containing protein 5-like. The record is from RefSeq and is a predicted model, not a curated record. The transcript has 3 exons. NCBI's taxonomy places the organism in Eukaryota, Metazoa, Arthropoda, Insecta, Hemiptera, Aphididae. The coding region runs from base 1 to 1287 and encodes 428 amino acids.